Molecule: messenger RNA, 2583 nt
Organism: Malurus melanocephalus (red-backed fairy wren)
Lineage: Eukaryota; Metazoa; Chordata; Aves; Passeriformes; Maluridae
Gene: KTI12
Product: KTI12 chromatin associated homolog
Exons: 1
Coding region: 1229-2251 (340 amino acids)
Source: RefSeq, a predicted model, not a curated record
UUGCUAGUUUUAAUUACAGAAACGUGUCUUCAGAAGCAUUCACAAAAGGUUCCAUUUCAGCCCUGAAUUUAACCACAGAGAAGUCUCUAUUAACAAAAAUUAGGGUUAUUUAGAGACUGUUCAGAUCCCUACAGCUUAUUGGAGAGAAAAUACAGAAUUUCGAUAACUUUGCUAAGGCCUCAGGUUUAAUCACYGCAGUCUAAUUAAAUGAUUCAAGCCCUAACAUGUCUUUGAAACAAGGAAAUAGUUAUCACAUUAAAGAAAGAUAUGGUUCUUAAACAUACAAAUGUAUGUGUAAGUUWAAUCUCCUUGAACUCUCAGCAGUGCUAAGAGCUUCCCUAAAAUUCCCUGUGCCUGUAAAAAUGAGGCUUCAGCAUGAGGUAUUUUGUUUCCAUCUGCAGAAAAAAUCUGGAAAUUUCUGACUGUAGUGAACUGACAGAACCUGAUUUGGGUUAAGCUUAAAUUCUAAAAAGAACACUGUGAAAAGGUGAAAAAAUAACAUUUUUACUUUUUCUCAGUUUCUUCUGUUUCUUGUUAAAAUGUAAGAAGGAGAAUGGUAUGCUUAUAAAUUCUGCUUGUAUUUUAACUUUAUAACCUAGAUUUGACAAUGCUGACAUGAGCAGAAAUUCCUCAUGCCUUCCAGGUUUGCUGUUUAAUUUAGUUCUCUCUCAAACUGAUCCAUCUGGCGAGUUCUACACUCUAGUGCAGACAUUGAAUUAACCCAGAUGGUACACUUCAGAAGUCUUACAACUUUUUAUAACUUGAUACUUUAGCAUUUUUGAAAAAAAGGSCUAGAUUAUUUCAGUAUUUAUAGUUAUAAUUGUAGCAUUGCUUUGCAAUGCAGCAGAGGAAGCUUUAAAAUGAGACAGGAGUGCAGGAGGGAUGGCAAGAUCUGAACUCUCAGGUUUAGGCAGGAUGAGCGUUCCUGCUCAAAAAGACCCUGCAGCAAGGGAUGGGAUGGGUGUUGGCAUCGUUCUCAUCUUUAAUUGCUGAUGCACAGACCUGCACGCUCAUGUCAGCUCAGCAGCAUUUGAGUGUUAUUGAAGGACUGGGAGAGACCAGUAAUAGCAAAGAAAAUAGAAACCUAAAAGAUACGGUUUUUUCUUCCUAACUCUGACCAUAGGUCAGGAGAUGAAAACUUACACGAAAUUAUCUGUGCUGCACCAAGUGAGAUGCACCAGGGCCAGUGACCUAGGAAGUUUCAAGCCUUCUGUUUAAAUUCUGCACAAUGAAUUGGGGGGUUUUGGAGACCUCGUUUUUAAUUUCCCUGCGGGCGAAGGCGGGGUCCCGUCGUUCCAACCACUGCUGCGAUGGCGUUUUUGAGCCGGACGCCUGCAGGACGGUGUCGCGGUGCCAGAGCCGUGCCGUGGAGAGUAGAGCGCGCCGGGAGCUGCGCGGGGGCGGCCGUGGGGGCCCGUCCUGUGCGGGGCUCAUCGCGGGCGUUCCGCGGGGCCGGGGCGGGCUCUGCGUGUGUGUGACCGGCGGAAGCAGUCGCGCCGCGUCCGGGUCGGGCGUCGCUGGCGGGGCGAUGCCGCUGGUGGUGCUGUGCGGGCGGCCGGGCAGCGGCAAGAGCCGGCGGGCGGCCGAGCUGCGGGAGGCGCUGGGCGGCCCGGAGCGGCCGGCGCACGUCGUGGCCCAGGCGGAGGGCGGCCGGUCGGCGCUGCGGGCCGAGGUGGAGCGGCGGCUGAGCCGGCGGGACGUGGUGAUCGUGGACGCGGGCAACGAGCUGCGGAGCAUCCGCUACGAGCUGUACUGCGCGGCGCGGCAGGCGGGCACGGCGCGCUGCGUCCUGCACUGCGCCGGCGGAGCGGGCGGCCCCGACGAGCCGACCUUCGAGGAGCCCGACCCGAGCUGCCGCUGGGACCGGCCGCUGUUCACGGUGUGCGGGGAGGAGCCGCUGCCGCUGGGCGCCAUCCGCGCCGCGCUGUUCGAGAGCGCCCCGCCGCCGCCGCACCGCGCCACCCGCACGCAGCCGCUGCAGUCCUGCGGCUUCCUGCACCAGCUGGACCGCGUCACGCAGGACGUGCUGGCCGCYGUGCUGGCCGCGCAGAGGAGCGGGGCACAGCCCGGCGAGACCAUCCGCGUCCCCGGCGUGGCCGAGGGGCUGGURCUCAGCCGGCCCGUGAGCGUGGCCGAGCUGAGCCGGCUGCGCAGGCAGUUCAUCAGCUACACCAAGAUGCAGCCCAGCGAUGAAAACAUGCCCCAGCUGGCCAGCAUGUUCCUGCAGUACCUGAGYCGCAGCAUCCAGUGAAGUGUCACCUGUGCCACCCAGCAGUGGCUGUGGUCUGGCCCCGAAGCACUCGCAGCAGUGAGAAUGUACCUUCAGGCACAGACCCCGCAGAGCUGGAUCCUCUCGGGGAUCGGAUCACUGGGCAGCAGCAGCAGCUCUGGGAAGAUGGGUGCUGUGUCCCUGAAGCAUCUGGGCCAGCUGCACUGCUGGGAGGACCUCCAGGGAAGCAGUUCACACCCCUGYGUUCUCCCUGMUGGCAUCUUUCAAAAAGGAGAGCURCUGGUGGAUCCCCAAGCAAAUGAAGUCUCCUAUGGAGACAUAAACCCCAGUARUCAAAUAGUGCRRUGUGAAAA